This is a messenger RNA of Micromonas commoda, 7857 nucleotides long. RefSeq lists its product with no specific name. Gene Ontology annotation, cellular component: membrane. The transcript has a single exon. NCBI's taxonomy places the organism in Eukaryota, Viridiplantae, Chlorophyta, Mamiellophyceae, Mamiellales, Mamiellaceae. The record is from RefSeq and is a predicted model, not a curated record. Gene Ontology annotation, molecular function: protein binding. The coding region runs from base 1 to 7857 and encodes 2618 amino acids.
AUGUACACUCCAAACCCAGAAUUGUACUACAAGACAACGCCGGACUUUACGUAUAACGCCCAGUUGGGGCAAACAGGCGGCGCAACGGAUAACUGGAUCUACGCGUCCCCCGUGGUUGACUCGAAUGGCACCAUUUAUGUCUGCACUAACAAGGGGAUGGUGCACGCCGUGUCGAGCAGCGGUAAAAGUGCCAAGUGGAAGAAGAACGUUUACGGAGAAAUCACCGCCACUCCUGCGCUGGCUUCCAACGAAUUAGGUGAAGUGAUUUACGUGGUCUCAAACCAGGGCGAACGGAUCGACUCGAACAGCAAACUAUACGCUCUCGACACAGAUAAUCUCGGCUCAGCUCUCUGGCAGAACCCUCCGAUGCUGGUCGGAAAGGUUCCGGGCUCGCUAGUCCUUUACCAUGAUCGCAUAUACCUCGGUACGACCGAAGGAAAUCUGUAUGCGAUAAAUUCGUUGACUGGUGCCAUUAUAUGGGAGGACAAGCCGCAGGAGAAAAGCAGCAUCGUCGCCUCUCCGUCCGUUGAUAAGCACGGAAACAUUUACGUCGCAAGCUCGUAUGAGAAGGAACAUCUUGGAGACGUCGCGGAGGUCGCUAAAUUUGCUCUGUAUAAGUACAGUCCUGGCGGAGACAAACUGUGGAGGUUUCUGAGCUCAUACGUGCUUCACUCCACGCCACUCAUCGACAAUGACAGAGAAUUGAUCUACAUUGGAGGGCAGGACCGGCGGUUCAUCGCCCUGGAUCUCAAAACUGGUGAACCUGUGAGCUGUUUCACUGCGCGCGACUCGAUCAGUGCCUCCCCGGCGCUUCUCACAGACGGAUCUGUGGUUUUUGCCGCGGAAGAUGGAUUUUUGUACGCCUGCUCACCUGGUUGCAAGGAUCUUCUCUGGGAAGCCUCCAUAUCCGGUCCAGUCGUGUCUGUGACGAUGCAAGGAACGGCCCCCCCACCACCGGCACCGCGACCCCCGCCCUCCACUGGAUCUUACACAAGUGACAAACCAGCUUAUUUCAUGUCGUCACCAAUCGUCAUCGAAGGCGGUAAUAUUGUCAUGGCUGUCAAUUUCGAAGGUGAUAUAAUCGGGGUAUCCGCGAAAGAUGGUGUUGUGAUGUGGCGGGCUAACAAAGCAACGUGGCAGGGAGGUGAAGCCGGAUAUGUGGCGGCCUCGCCUGCUAUCGGGAGAGAUGGAUCGCUGUACAUCGCCGAUUACAAAGGCUUUCUGCAUGGGUUCGUCGGAAAUGGUGGAUGCCCAGCGGGAUAUAAGUUCAGCUCAAAUAUCGGCGACCUCAACUGUGACUUCGGCCUAAAAUGUGGAACGGUGGGUGAUGCAUCUGCGGUGACGUAUAGCAACACAACAUCUCCACCACCCCCGCGACUUAACAACCAACCCGCUCCUCCUCCGCCGCCUAUGGCUCCCGCGUCGGUGUACAAGGAGACGUGCACGCCAUGCGAUGACGGCAUGGUUGCACCUCUACCCUGGCUGGGCACUUCUUGCCAGACGUGCCCAGCGGGCAAGGAAUUUGUGGCGACGGACAAAGAGUGCCAAAAUUGCCCGCCAGGCUGGUACCGUGGCGAUGACUUUGCUGCUGAUCGAAAAUGCGAAAAGUGCCCGGCGGGCGAGUGGAAUGCUGAAGAAGGGUCGUCCACGUGUUUGUUGUGCAACACGCCUGAAUGGUGCAUCGGAGGCGACGAGUGCAAAGCGGGACAUACAGGUUUCGGCUGCAGCGAAUGCAUGAAAAACUGGUUUUUUUACGCUGGGUCGUGCUAUGAGUGCGAAAAAAACGCACGUUAUUACAGUCUCAUCUGCCUCGGCGUCAUGUUGUUCUUUCUGGCGAUUGCGAUGGUCGUGUUUGCUGACAAGGUGGAUAAAUUUCGCAAAUACGCCAUGGGCACGAAAAAGAAGUUGAAACAGGUGCAGAAACGACUCGGUGGCAAAGAUGAGCGGAAACGCGCCGCACAACUCGGCACCAUUGUCUUCGUACUGAGCCUGAUCACCUACUUCCAAAUACAGGCGCUCAUUGUCAGCGUCAACGUGCCCUGGCCAAAUGCGAUUGUUGAUGUAUUCAAGGCUCUCACGAACAUGAUCAAUUUCGACAUCUGGGGCAUGAUAAAUCCGCAGUGCUCUGUGACCCUCAAUUUUGAGGCGCGCUGGAUGAUCCGUCUCAUAUCGCCCGUAGCGAUUCUGGUUCCUGUUUCCGGUGGCAUCUACUGGUACUCACUGAAGCCCGGCAGGGAGGACAUGAGCAAUCGUGCAGUCAGUGUCACAGUGCAAGUUCUUCACAUGAUGUUUGUGGGAACCACCUUGCACUCGCUAGACCCCAUGAGAUGCACGGAUUACGUUCCAGCCGCUAGAGGUGCAAACGGCGAAGCUCUCGACACCAUCCGGGUCAUCGAUCGUUUUCCAAAGGUUCCGUGCGAUUACUCCGAUUCAACAUACUUUCGCAUGUUCGUAGCGAGCGCCAUAGGCUUCACCAUCUACACCAUCGCCUACGUGCUCUUCAUCCUCUACACACUUUAUCGCGUCAACUUUUUGGUGUGGAAGCACAGGGAUUACGUAGCACCCCCUCCACCGGUCAAGGAUAAGAAAACGGGCGAAGCUGCUUACGACGGAGAUGUAUCGACCGAGAACCAGAUUAUCCUUGACCUGGGCAACGAUGUCGAGGAACCCGCCAAACAACCCGAGGCCCUCAAGACAGAGGAGAACGUCACAUACAACCCCAAUCCCAAGUCAAUGCCGGCGAAAUCGAAAUGGACCAUCGUUAAGACCAGGAUGUUCAGUGCAUCAACCUGGAGAGCGGCCAAGACGAAGGAUAAAAACUCUGGGCUCAAAGUGGAAGAAAUAGAGCCUGUGACAGACAUCGGCAGCGGCGACAACAGCGAGCCAAAGGCACUCCAAGCCAUUGCGAGUAUGGAGAAAAAACAAGCCGAGACUCAAGAACAGAUACUCGCAAAGGCAGUCGCAAGCCAGGAAGCUUUGCAGGCCAAGCUGAAAGAAAAGAAGAAGGUUUCCGAUGAGUCGGCCGGUCCAGUCACCGAGGCGUUCACUGGCCUUUUCAGGAGAAAGCCUCGUCCCAACGAAGACACGAAAGAUGCGCCGCCCAUGGGAUCAGAGGAUGACGAUUCCGACGACGAAGAUGAGCACGAUCUUAUCAUGCAAAAGCUUCAUCCUGAAAUUCAGUACAUGGUCAAACGCUACGGCCUCCUAUGUUUGCCAUACGCGCAGCGCACAUGGUAUUGGGAGCUGCUGUCCAUGACCAGAAAGCUCGUGAUGGCCAUGACAGCAGUUUUCGCCAACAAAUUUGCGCAAAUGCAGCUUCAACUCAUGCUAUUUCAGAACGUCAUCUGGUUUUUACUGCUUGUCUAUUUCAAGCCUUACUCUGCCAUUCCUUUCAGGGGUGGUCCCCUCGAGAAGUAUUACUCUGACGAGUUCUACGGCGAGCUGAGCCGGCGAGCGUGGUCCGCAGGUACGAUCGUGGAAGUUUUCAUGGCUCUCGGUUCCAUCUCCCUUGGCAUCAUUGGCCUCACUGCGGGCAAGGGUGAUGGUGAAAUCCAGUCGAUCGCGUACUUUGGGCAGCUCAUCAUCGUCCUUGUAGUUGUUGUCCGUGCAAUUAACUACGCUGGCGAUAACUCGUCAUCGUUCUUUGGACCUUUGCUCACUCAGAUAUGGUACGCAAUUCGCGAAGUCUUCCUGGUGACAUUCAUUCGCAAGUCCGUUCUGGCGUGGCGUAAGAAAUUUGGGAAGAAGGGGCAAGUCAGGGCGAGGGAAAAUUGGAGGAAAGCUAGGGACUUGGUCGGCUUGACGGCAAUGUUGGAGGAGAAGGAAAUGAACCUUCCCAAAUUUCUGCUCAUCGUGAGGGCCGCCAGGGAGUACUCCGCAUCCGCAUCCGUCCGAUUCUACGACAGAGCCAUCAAGGUGAUUUACGGUGAUCCCGUCGUGGAUGAUGAAGAGGUGCACGAGGCACUCGCCGAGAGCCCCCCAUCGGCGACUACACUGAAAAUUGCCAAAUUUCUCAUCAGAGCAAGUCCCUUCAUGCUCUUCGUUUUCCUGGCUGUACCAUUGGCCAUCUCAUUCCUUGGAAUUUCUCAGGGUUUUACACUUGACACCACCAUGGACGCCUUCACCAUUCGCGAUCAUCCUGCCGCAGAGGAUUUCCAGACGUUGGUAAACGCAAGAGAUCUUGCAAAAGAGCAAGAAAAGAAGGAUCAUUUUGUUGGGGGAUCCACGUGCCCGAUUGAUGAUGGCGACAGGAGGAGACGUCUACUUGAUGUCGAUGACUUUCGAUACGUUCAGCGUUCUCGUGAUCGUCGCGAGAGACAGCUUCUUCAGACCAAGGAUGCCAAGGAAUCCUGGGAACUGAAGGUGUGUAGUCGCAUGCGCUUGUAUCUAACGUUUGUCGCAAAUGAAGGCGUUGACCUCAUGUCUGCAGAUGGUUUGCGAGGCAUGCAGAAAGCUGAUGGUAUCAUUAAAAAGCAUCGGAACUACGAGAAGUGGUGUGCGAAGUGGCAAUCGUCGAUGGAUGGGCAAGAGUACUGUGUCCCGCCAAUGGCUGUCUCAUCUUUUUUCUUUCCAUCGAUCCGCACACCCGAAUGGGAAGAUGAAAACGGUGAUAAAAAGAUUUCAUCUGUUUCAUUUCGAUAUUUCGAUGGUCUAGGCAAAGAGGAAGAUUCAAUCAAUAUCAAGACUGCAAGCGGCAAGCUUGUCCUCGAGACGCUCGUUAACUACGGAGAAUAUGUGUUUGGCGGCGGCUAUACUGGUCCCGGCGCAACUAAUGCACCUCUUCAUUUUGCCAGGAGCGUCUUCACUUUUUGUCGCCGGCCAAAAUGCGAGGUUGACUGCGGCUACGGACAACCGUGCAGACAAUACUGCAGAACCGGGUCAAAAUCGAACGACGAGGCAAUCUACAUCAAGGAUGCCCUUGAGAUGGGUAAGCAGGCUCGGAGUGAAGCGCAGACCCCAAACUUGAUGAUCUAUUAUGGGGGCGACUUCCUCUUUGACCUACAAAUAAACGAAGCGGCGAUCCACGAUGUUCUCGUGAUGAUGGGCGGCCUUCUCGCCGUGUGCAUCUUUUGCACGAUUCACUUUCGCUCUGCUUUCCUGACUUUCAUCGUCGCGCUCCAGAUUAUCCUCUCCUUCACGGUGACAUACUUUGUGUAUCGUGUUAUGUUGCAAGUCGAACAAGUCCCGAUCAUCAUGCUUCUUGGUAUCUUCGUGAUAAUCGGUAUUGGAGUUGACGAUGCGUUUGUUUUUUAUGAUCACCUGCAGAGCGAGCCUGGUAAUCUCCCAGAUGAUCCCAUUGAACAGUACGCCAUCGCCAUGACAAGGACCUACAGGAAGACAGGGUCUGCGAUGUUUGUCACCACGACCACAUCCGCGUGUUCUUUUGCCAGUAACAUCGCCUCAAAGAUACCCGCACUGCGAAUCUUCGGACUGUCAAUCUGCGUCUGCGUGGUUGUGAACUUCAUCUUCGUCCUCACCGUGUUCCCAUCUGCGAUGGCGAUUCAUCGCUUCAUGCAACAGUUCACUCUGAGAUUAUAUCGGGGCACGAAGAGCGCAAUUGCUGGCGGCACGCGCAGGCUCACUGAAUCCGGAAGAUCAGCCCAAGCCUCAGAAGGUUCCGCCAGUGAAACCGCAGAGGAGUCGAUCCGCAGAAAAGAACGGAGCAGGUUCAGUAAGGCUAUCAAGUCGAUGAAAAACGCUGGAAACUUCAAGUUCUGGGACUGGCUCGCCGAGCUGGUCGGAACAAGGAAAAAUUCAAUUUGCCUGAUCUUUCUCACAGUCCUUGUGCUGAUUUUGUCCUUCUACAUGGUCAACCAACUCAAGUUUGCCGGUGGAAAGGUGCAGUUCUUCCCGGAGCAUACCAACAUACACCAGUUCGAGGAGAGAAAGUCGGAUUUUUCCCUCGCGAUUGAAAACUGUGAUUACAGAUGUACGGCAACGAUCGUGACGGGUCUCGGUGAUUUGGCAGUCAUCGGUUCUGGGCUCGUGGGUGAAGGCGACUUGACAUAUGCGGAUGUCAACGCAGCCGCGCCCAAGCAGUACGCAGAUGCGCCGCGCCCUCCUCCGAAUCAUCCACCGCCGUCGCCACCGCCCUUACCGUCGCCGCCGCCCUUACCGUCGCCGCCACCGCCGUCGCCGCCGCCUCUGUCGCCGCCGCCGCCGCCGCCGCCGCCGCCGGCGCCGUUGCCGCCGCCGCCGCCGCCGUUGCCGCCGCCGGCGCCGUCGCCGUCUCCGCCGCCGCCGCCGCCGCCGUGGCCGCCGCCUCCGUCGCCGCCGCCGCCGCCGCCACCGGCGCCACCACCAGGAGCCGCACAGGCGCCGUGGCCGCCGCCGCCGUCGCCGUCGCCGCCGCCGCCGUCGCCGCCGCCGCCGCCGUCGCCACCGCCGCCGCCGCCGUCGCCGCCGCCGGCGCCGUUGCCGCCACCACCACCAUCACCACCACCAUCACCACCACCGCCGCCGUCGCCGCCGCCAUCCCCCCCGGCGCCUCCUCCUCAUCCACCUCCCGAGCCUCCUGCACCACCGAGUUUCCCACCCCAAUUCGACUUUGGCGACGAGCCCGACGACCAAAGCAGGGGCAACGUGGAUCUCAUGUGGGGUAUCGAGGCGGACACUUCAUCCACGCUGCUCGCCUAUGUGAAUCCUUAUUUCAAGUACAGUGACUUUGUUGUGAACAAAAACUUUGACGUUCGGUCGCCCGACGCACAGCGCUUCCUCCAUGACUGGUGCAUGAUUUUACAGGACUCUCCUCUCGUCCACAUCGUGAAACGGCGGAAGUGCAUAAUCGACGAGUUCAAGAGGUUCGUGGAGACACAGAAGUACGUCAGGUUUCCAGUACCCGAGGAAAACUUUGACUCGCUCUUCGCCGAGUUCCUCACCCACUCGCAGAGGGACGCGAUGAAGGGCGGUCUCACCGGAUUUCAUCCCAAGGAUCCGUGUCGGGUGAUGUUCAUGGGCGUUGCGGUUCGAGGCAGCUUCAAAAAAUCGCUCGGCGCAUGGAAAAUGCAAGACGUAUAUCUGGAGUGGACCAAGCUCAUGCGGCAAUAUGACCAGGUCGCGCCGAAGAGUGUCGGCAAAGCUAUCCUUGUUUCUGACCAAUUCGUAACCAUGGCGACGCAGGUGGAAGCAAUCAUGAGCACCGCGUAUUCCAUAUGGCUCGCCUGCGUGUUGGUGGUCCUCGUUGUGGUCUUUUGCACUGGAUCGCUUCAGAUGGCGGUGUUGAUCCUCAUAAACCUGUUGUUUAUCGUCGUAUUUGUCAUUGCCGGGAUGUCGUAUCUGGGGUUGGAAUUUGGUGGCGUUGAGGCUGUUGCCCUGACAGUGCUGAUCGGCAUGUCGUGCGACUACUGCCUGCAUCUUUCCGACACGAUCCUUGCCACGACGUCGACAUCGAUGUGUAUUCGGGUGAGAAGUGCUAUCAAACACCUCGGUCCCACGAUUGUGAGCGCGGCUGGCACCAGCCUACUCGCAUCCAUCCCAACCGCGGCGUUCACCAAAAUUCUCAUCCUGAAUAAUUUCGGCACCAUCAUGUGCCUGUCCAUCAUCUCGGGCGUGUUGUUUGGAAUACUUUUCUUCUGCCCUAUGUGCGUACUAUUUGGUCCCAGAUACGUGGGCACAUCGUGGAAACAGAACGUGUCACUGUCGCUCUUCUCUUCGCCCGUGCACUUCGUCUCUGCGACAGCGUUCUUCGCAUUCCUUGGAACGAGUGUGCUGUCUGUGGAGGCUGGCGUGUGGCUUCAAAAUAAUGUGCUACUGGCCGGGUUGCUCGCGUUUACCUGUAUAUUCAGCCCGCUGUUUGUGGGCAUUGGCGUGAGGCCCAUCCGCGCUUUCAGAGAAAAAGCGGUUGCGCUGAGAACAUGA